CAGGCAGGGCAGGAGAUGGUACAGAGCAGGCAUCCUCUGGAUUUGGCUUGUGGCUUCUCCUUUGGAAAUGUGUUUGCUCCUACCCAGCCACUGAGUGCCACAAGUGGUCCGCAGAAGGUCCUCCAUGCCCAAGUUGUGCCCACUGCCCCCAAGACAGAGACCUCUCCUGCCAGCCUAGAUUUCGGGGCACAGGAGCCGGAUUUCAUUGGGACUGUAGCCUAUUUUGGACUCUUGUCUAUACUUCUGCCCCUUUUUGGAUCAGUUUGAAAGAGAGAGAGAGAAAAAAAAGAAAGAAAAAAAUUUGGUCCUCGAAAAUUAGUGCCCGACUUAGCCCGAUACUUCCCGGCUCCCAGAUGUUGAACAUGAGCUCAGAGCAGGACCAGGCACAGGAGGCGCCCUGCAGCCCAGCGGGCACCGCAAGCUCCAUGUCCCACGUGUCCGACUCCGACUCCGACUCUCCGCUGUCCCCGGCCGGGUCCGACACCCACAGACCGACGGGCAUCAACAAUAACGACCCCGAGGGGCCCAUGGAUGAGCGGUUCCCGGCCUGUAUCCGGGACGCGGUGUCCCAGGUGCUGAAGGGCUACGACUGGAGCUUGGUGCCCAUGCCAGUCCGGGGAUCCGGGUCCCUGAAAGCCAAACCCCACGUCAAGAGACCCAUGAACGCCUUUAUGGUGUGGGCACAGGCGGCCCGGAGGAAGCUGGCAGAUCAGUACCCGCACCUACACAAUGCGGAGCUCAGCAAGACACUGGGCAAACUCUGGCGUUUACUAAGCGAAAACGAAAAGCGCCCAUUCGUAGAAGAGGCCGAAAGGCUCAGGGUGCAGCACAAGAAAGACCAUCCAGAUUAUAAAUACCAACCACGCAGGAGGAAGAGCGUCAAAGCCGGGCAAAGCGACUCCGAUUCCGGGGCCGAAUUGGGCCAUCACCCCGGUUCCCAAAUGUACAAGUCCGACCCUGGCCUGGGAGGAAUGGGAGAUAGUCAUCUUCAUGGAGAGCAUGCAGGUCAAAACCAUGGCCCUCCAACUCCACCAACUACCCCCAAGACCGAUCUACACCAUGGCGGGAAACAAGAGCUGAAACAUGAAGGCCGGAGGUUGAUGGAGAACGGGCGGCAGAACAUUGACUUCAGUAACGUGGACAUUAGUGAGUUGAGCAGCGAAGUCAUCAACAACAUCGAGGCCUUUGAUGUUCAUGAGUUCGAUCAAUACUUGCCUCUUAACGGCCAUGGGGCUCUUUCGGCCGACCACGGGCAGAAUCCUACUGCACCACCUUAUGCCGCUCCUUAUGCACACCCAGCUGGAACCCCGCAAGCAUCUGUUUGGUCCCAUAAAAGUCCUUCCAAUUCAACCUCGUCUUCUGAGUCUGGUCAGCAGAGGCCUCACAUCAAGACAGAGCAGUUGAGUCCCAGUCAUUACAGUGACCAAUCGCACGGAUCACCUACUCAUUCUGACUACAACUCCUAUAGCACCCAGGCUUGUGCCACCACGGUGUCCAGUUCCACAAUACCCAGUCCCUUUCCCAGCUCUCAAUGUGACUACACAGACCUCCCAAGCUCCAACUACUACAACCCCUACUCAAGUUACCCAUCCAGUUUGUAUCAAUAUCCUUACUUCCAUUCAUCUCGGCGUCCUUAUGCCACUCCGAUCCUCAACAGCCUGUCCAUUCCUCCAUCCCACAGUCCCAACUCCAACUGGGACCAGCCAGUCUACACAACGCUUACAAGGCCUUAAAAAACUCUCUGAAACUGAUGACUUUUAUGCCAUAGAUAUGUCUGGUUGUCAUGAAGUCUUCCAAGACGUGCACUAUAGACAGAAUGUACAGGUAGGAGGCGCUGUUCCAGUUGUUAUAUAAGUGCCUGCUGACAAAAAAAGAGUAUCUCUUUAAGAGCUACGAGCCUUUUCCGUCUUUUCUUUCGAAAAACUUUUUGAACUCUGACAUGAUAUACCAUGAAGGAUGGACCUCUGAUUUCCAUAUGAGGACUGAGAAUCUCUGGGCACAAUUAGGAGGCGUCUACAGUUUUGAUGUUUACCAGAACAUGAGAUAAAGACCAAGUUCUUCGACCAAUUUACCCAGUUCUAGCUAUUCCGUUUCAUUAAGGGCUGGGAUACUGGGCCAGUUUGUGAUUAAUUUCGCACGGUCCCUUUGUUCUUUUUCCAGACUAAGGAUAAUAGAAUUACAUCACUUUCAAGACCUUUAAAACUAGUAAAAUUACGAAUUCUACAAAAAAAAUAAAAAAUUGGGGGAAAAACUAAAAUUUUGAAAAGAAAAAGGAAAUUGAAUUUUUACAUGGUCAUUGUGUCUCAGGCUUGGACUACAUAUUGUCUAUUUCGGUGAAAAUUUAAGCAAAAUGUUUGGUUGUAAUUAACUUUUUUUUAAACAAAUGUUCUUAUAGUUUUUGAGAUCGGUUAAAUAUAUAUAUAUAUAUAUCUAUAAAUAUAUUUAUGUGACAUAUAUUAUAAAUGAUUAAUGAUUUUAUUCUUUGGAAAAAAAACUGUAGAACAGGGAGAAAAAUAAAUGAGAGGGAAAGAAGAAGAAAAAUGUAAAAUUUUUGGUAAAGGAGGAAACAGGAGGUCAUGGUGCAAAAUUUUUCUAUUUUUAAUUUUGUAAAAAUUUUAUUUUCCGUGUGAUUUCUCAGACCAGCAAAUGUAUAAUAGUAAUAAUAAUAGAUGCUGGGUACAUAAUUUGUCAUAAAAAAGUGUCAAUUUGUAAAUUAUUUAUUGACCCUGACCGAUACAUUUAAAGAAUUCUUCCAUUUCACAUAGAUUACCAGGGACCAGAGUCUUCCCACCAAGCUAAGACACUAAAAAAAAACACCUCUCCUGUUAUUUUAUUAUUUUUUAACUUAGUCAAAAACUAAUAUUUUUGGGGGGCCUAUUUCAUUGCUCCUGUUCAUUGUAUGCUGAGCAUAUAAUAAUUUCUAUUUUAUCAUAACUUGUGCCUUUUUUUAAGAUAUAAAAAGAAAAACUUGUAAAUUUGAAAAAAAAAUCUAGAAAUUAUUUUUGUCCUACUUUUUCUUACUUUUUUUUCUAAAAAAAAAAAAUGUGUCCUUGGAGAUGGGAUUUUCAUGGUUAUGCAUUUAAAAGUGAAAAAUUCUCAGUUUUUCGGCAAAAUUCUAUUUUUCUGUUUUGUGUGACAACGAUUCCAGUCGUAUGUAUGUUGCUGAUAUUUUUGUUUUUCAUUAAGCAAAGCUAACUUUUGUAUAUGCUUUUCUUCGAGAAAAUUAAAAUGGCUUUUUAUUAAAACUGA
Messenger RNA from Hyla sarda, 3249 nucleotides. RefSeq names its product SRY-box transcription factor 8 (gene SOX8). Gene Ontology annotation, molecular function: RNA polymerase II cis-regulatory region sequence-specific DNA binding; DNA-binding transcription factor activity, RNA polymerase II-specific. The transcript has 3 exons. Gene Ontology annotation, cellular component: nucleus. The record is from RefSeq and is a predicted model, not a curated record. Lineage: Eukaryota; Metazoa; Chordata; Amphibia; Anura; Hylidae. The coding region runs from base 354 to 1733 and encodes 459 amino acids. Gene Ontology annotation, biological process: neural crest cell development; peripheral nervous system development; negative regulation of transcription by RNA polymerase II.